UUCCAAAAAAAAAAGUUUGUGGAGGCGGUACCUUGGGUGUAUAAAGUACAACAUACAGCAGUAACCACUUCCUGUCCUCUCGCAACUCGGAUACUUUGGUCGUUUGCAAUCUGAAUUUGAAUCAUCUGUUCAAUUUCUCUGUUAGCAGCAUGCCUCUUCAGUUUGCAUUAUGUCCCGGCAGAAUGAUCGGUGGCUCCCAUCCGUGUUUCAUCAUUGCUGAAAUUGGACAAAACCACCAGGGAGACAUUCAGAUUGCUAAAAAAAUGAUCAAGAUGGCAAAGGACUGUGGUGCCGAUUGUGCAAAAUUCCAGAAAAGUGAAUUAGAGUUCAAAUUCAGCAAGCGAGCCUUGGAGCGCCCCUACAAUUCAAAGCACUCCUGGGGGAAAACAUACGGUGACCACAAGCGUCACUUGGAGUUCAGUCAUGAUCAAUACAGGGAACUAAAAAAGUAUGCAGAAGACAUCGGCAUCUUUCUCACCGCCUCUGGCAUGGAUGAGAUGGCUGUGGAGUUCCUUCAUGAGCUGGAUGUGCCCUUCUUCAAAGUUGCCUCGUGUGAUGCGAACAACUUUCCAUAUCUUGAGAAAACUGCCAAAAAAGGGCGACCCAUGGUGAUAUCCACUGGGAUGCAGUCUAUGGAAACCAUACGGCGUGUCUACAAGACCGUAAAGGAGCACAAGCAGAACUUCACCCUCCUGCAAUGCACCAGCGCCUACCCUUUGGAUCCUAAAGAGGUCAACCUCAGUGUGAUCAAGACAUUCCAGGAAGAAUUUCCAGAUGUUCCAAUUGGAUAUUCUGGACAUGAGCAAGGCAUCUACAUCACUGUGGCUGCUGUUGCAAUGGGAGCAAAAGUUGUGGAGCGCCAUGUGACCCUAGAUAAGACCUGGAAGGGAAAUGACCAUGAGGCAUCCCUGGAGCCCUCCGAGCUGGCAGAGCUGGUCCGAGCAAUCCGACUGGUGGAGACGGCAAUGGGGUCACCAGUCAAGCAAAUGUUACCAUGCGAAAAGACCUGCCAUGAUAAGCUGGGCAAGUCAGUGAUAGCUAAGGUGGCCAUUUCCAAAGGUACAGUGCUCAACCCCGACAUGUUUGUUGUGAAGGUUGGUGAGCCAACGGGCAUCCCUCCAGAGAACAUGCAGAACCUAGUGGGCAAGAAGAUCAAAGUGGAUGUGAAGGAAGAUGACAGCAUCUUGGCAGACAUGAUAGAAUGAAUAACCUUCAAAACUGUUGGAAUAGAGGCAGCCAGAAAGAGAGGGUUAGAAAAUGUAGAAAGAAAUUGGACAGGUGAUGUGAACAGAUAGAGAAACAACAAAUAAGGGAAGAAAAUAUGGGCUUAAAUGAAGAUAAGGUGUGUAUCUGGUCAAAUUAAUGGGGAGAGCGGAAUUGUCAUUCCUCUGCAUAAUUUGCACAAAUAAAGCAAAUUAAAUGUGAACAUGUCUGUACUUCAGAAUUAGAAUGCAGCUUAAGGUGCUCUAUCUGUAUGCUUCCAUGCACUGUUUGCAUGUAAAGGCAAAAAUAUCUGCAUAUUCUCAUGUUAGGAAUGAAUGUUUACAUUUAUAGCAUCAGAUGCAAAUAUAUCUGAUAUGCAAACAUUUCCCCCAAAAUAAGGAAACAACUGUGUAUGAGAUUUGUCAAAACUGACACAUGCACUUUAUAAGAAUAUACAAACACCUUCACUAUUUUGUGAGUGAUUUUUUUUCCUGCUUCUGUUUUCCCAGCACACAUUAUUGAGUGAUUAUGGUGAUAUAUGGUUAUAUAGGUUCCACACCAAUCAAACACACCUUUACCACCUCUGUCAUUUUUGCAGGCUUUACAUUUGGAGAAAUGAUUAUGGUCCUGGAUUUUUUAAUAAUUAUCCUUUAAAUAAAAAAGU
Molecule: messenger RNA, 1867 nt
Organism: Haplochromis burtoni (Burton's mouthbrooder)
Lineage: Eukaryota; Metazoa; Chordata; Actinopteri; Cichliformes; Cichlidae
Product: sialic acid synthase-like
Exons: 6
Coding region: 150-1205 (351 amino acids)
Biological process (GO): carbohydrate biosynthetic process
Molecular function (GO): N-acylneuraminate-9-phosphate synthase activity
Source: RefSeq, a predicted model, not a curated record